AUGUUUGAUAUGACCGAAUUCCAACACUCUACAUGGAACAUCAUUUUUAUUACAGCAGCUGCUAUCUUAAUCAGCUACAUUGCUAUUGUUAGAAGACUGAGAUACCGCCGCAGGGCAAAAAUUGAGGCUCCAUUUGGGCCUGGCAAGAGAAAUUUGUCUAGUAUGACCACCAAAGAGGCACAUUCAAUUAUUACUGAAUUGCAAGAGCUUGAAUUUCCUUACGCUUUUUCCAAGGCCCGGAGAAUUGCCCUGCUCAAGGCCGGAGGCAUCCCAACUAUGUCUAAGCUUUUUGCGGUCACAGGACAGAAUAAUAGAAGGAAUGCGGGGAAAAGAUCUGUCGAUACCGAGAUUCUCCUACGUGAGUCUCAAUCUCAGCCCAGAGAUUCUGAUCGCUAUAUGACAGCCGUCGCAAGAAUGAAUUACCUUCAUGACCGUUAUAGACGUGCAAACAAGAUAACUGAUCAAGACCUCCUGCACACCUUGGGCGAUGGUCUCGCCGAGAUUCUCAACGUCAUUGAAAGAGAGGAAUGGCGCAACCUAACAGAUGUUGAGAAAUGUGCCCUUGGUAUUUUCCAUAAGAAUCUUGGAGAGGACAUGGGAAUACCUUUCGAUCCCCUCCCUUCACAAGCCGAAGGUUGGAAAGAUGGUCUGCACUUCGGGCUGGAGUUACAAGAGUGGACUGUUGGCUAUGAAGAAGAGGUUGCAAAACCCACGGCGACAAAUGACCAGUAUGUCAGGGUUUAUGUUGACUCGGCAUUAUCAUCACUCCCUAGGUUCGCGAGAAGCCUUGUAAGACAAAUUCUGGGUGCCGACCUGGAUGAUUCCCCUAGUCUACCCUUUUCUAUAGUGCUCUCCGUUAUCCGAAACCUGCGCAAAUUGUUGUUACGAAAUCUGACCCUUCCUCGAUCUGACUCGGCUGCAGUCAAAUUGGUGCAUGGGAUGCCAAACCCAGAAACAAACCUGUACAAUUUUGAAAGAAAAGGACUUCAGCCAUGGUAUAUCAAGCCAACAUUCUGGUCCAAAUGGGGCCCGGGCUCUUUCAUGGUCAGAGUCUUUGGGGGAAAGGUUCCAGGCUCAAACGGCAAUCGUUACCAGCCACGGGGUUACGAUUUAAUGGCCAUCGGACCGGAUCCACAGAAAGGAAGGGGAAUGGAAGAGAUGAAAUCUGAUAUUGAGGCAAUCAGAGCGAGAGGCGUAGCUACCUGCCCCUUUUCUCAAGCAAAGACAGGCGGAUUGAAGGGAGCCUUCUGA
Penicillium manginii is the source of this 1251-nucleotide messenger RNA. RefSeq lists its product as uncharacterized. The coding region runs from base 1 to 1251 and encodes 416 amino acids. The transcript is spliced from 4 exons. Gene Ontology annotation, molecular function: oxidoreductase activity. The record is from RefSeq and is a predicted model, not a curated record. Lineage: Eukaryota; Fungi; Ascomycota; Eurotiomycetes; Eurotiales; Aspergillaceae.